Gavia stellata (red-throated loon) is the source of this 1449-nucleotide messenger RNA. Its product is annotated as PHD finger protein 7-like. NCBI's taxonomy places the organism in Eukaryota, Metazoa, Chordata, Aves, Gaviiformes, Gaviidae. The record is from RefSeq and is a predicted model, not a curated record. The coding region runs from base 1 to 1449 and encodes 482 amino acids. Gene Ontology annotation, cellular component: nucleus. The transcript has 10 exons.
AUGGCACACAUCAACAGUGAGCGUUUGGAGAGUCUCUGUCCCAGCAGCGCCGGGGUGUCUCCUCCAGAUGCUCCUCUGCUGACUCUGAGGGAGAAGCGAGGCGCAGCGUGCAUGCUGUGUCGCCGGGCAGAGGCUGACCCGGACAUCUGUGGGCGCAAACUGGAGAAGGAAGGGCUCUGUGCCCACGUGUUUUGCCUGUUUUUCGCCAACGAGCUUUAUCAGCAACGGCUCAAGGAAUUAGGACUCAUGGGAUUUCUCCCUGAGGAUAUUCGACGCACCAUCCAGCGGGCAGCACGAAAGGACUGCUUCGUCUGUGGCGAGAACGGGGCCGCCAUCACCUGCCACGAGACGGGCUGCAAGCGCAGCUUCCAUCUCCCCUGUGCCGUGGAGGGUGGAUGCGUCACCCAGUUCCUUCCUCAGUACAGGUCCUUCUGCUGGGAGCACCGCCCAGAGCAGGCAGUGGAGGCGGCUCCGGAGGAGAACACCACCUGCCUCAUCUGCCUGGACCCUGUGGGGGACAGAAAGUCCUACGGCACUAUGGUGUGCCCAGCGUGCAAACACGCCUGGUUCCACAGGGGCUGCAUCCAGGGACAGGCUGCGCGCGCUGGCAUUUCUUGCUUCCAGUGCCCGCUCUGUAGAGAUAAGGAAGAGUUUGUCCUGGAAAUGCUCACCAUGGGGAUCCGAAUCCCCUUCAGGAUGCCAUCAUGGGAGAACAGCCAUGGAUAUGCAGCACUAUAUGAGAGGCAUGGCCGCUGCGAUGCCAGCGAGUGCCUUUGUCCAGGAGGCAGGGAGCAGGCAGAGGAAGAGGGGCCCUGGCAACUGCUCCUGUGCUGCUCCUGUGCUGCCGAGGGCACCCACAGACGCUGCGCCUACUCGGGGAACAGCACGGCCAGCUGGGAGUGCAACAGCUGUGCUGGCCUGGGCACCGACUCCAGUGCCGCCUUGGAGCUUGCUGGCCCCAGCACUGCCAGCCAGUCAGGAUCGGGCCAUGCAGCAUCAGGGCCGUCCCAUGGCUCCCCAGUGCUUGAGGGCAGCAGCCGUUCCAGCCCACCUGGGCCCAAGCGGGUGCGAGACCGCUCCCGCUUGCGACGUCGGGCCCAAACUCCCUACAGCCGGCCCAGAAGACGCCCUGAGAGCAGACGCGCCCCAGCACCAAGCGCUGAGAGCAGGAGCCCCCGCCAGGCUGCGCUGGGGACGUCCCACGGCUCCCCGGCACCCGACAUCAGCAGCCCCAGCACCGCCAGCCAGCUGCCAUCGGGGUCCUCCUCUGCCUUCCCAGCGCUCGACAGCGGCAGCUGCUCCAGCCUCCCUGGGCCCGUGCGGACACGAGACCACUCCCGCUUGCGGCGUCGGGCCCAAAAUCCAUACAGCCAGCCCGGACGCCGCCACGAGACCAGCCGUGCGCCGUCCCCGAGUGCUGGCCCUCCUCCCCCUCCACCGGCACAAUAA